AUGGACCUGUCGAAGGGCUUCUCUUUGGGACGUCGGCCCCACAGCCACACUCAGCCACUGGACAUGACCAAGAAACCUGAAUGGUACCGACGCCAGCCCCAAAACUGCGGCCCAGAGCUGUCCUCUCCGUACAGGACCAGGUCUCAACAGAUCUCUCUGCGGCCAGACUUGACCCAAGACAGAGCAAACUUCAUGAGCUCUCCUCUCGCUCCUGGUCUGGAUCUGUAUCGCGAUCAAGUCCGCAACAACUUAUGGCAUCCGGGAUUUUACGAAGCCAGAGGUGACGCAGGCCCCGAGAGCAGUGGCGUUGAGGAGGAAGAAGAAGAAGAAGAAGAAGACAGCGACAGUGACUCUGACAUUAUUUUACUAGUGACUUCUGCUAAAGAGCCUCUCCUAUGCACAACCUUUAUACCGGACAAUGUAACGCAUAUGGUAGAGCCGCUGUCCCCGUCCUCGUUGGACACGGGGAGAGGCUGCUACGACGAUCUACCUCAAACCUCCCCGAGUCGCGACAGCUCCUACACAGACGAAUCCUCGGAGAGUUCAGUGGACAUCCCCAUCCACCACGCUCAGCCCAUCGUCCUGCUGUCCGACCUGGGCGCGGUCUACGCCCAGCCGUUGCCGGCAGAAGCUUCCAGCGACGACAGCGACGUCAUCGAAGUCCGCCAAAGCAAGAAGAAACUGUGCAAGAGGAUGAGUCAAAGAGAAACGGAAGCCAGAGCGAAAUUACGCACCAGCUGUAGAGUCAAUCGAAUGUCUUCUAGCAACACGCCAUCGCAGACCACACGCAGCAGCUUGAAACGCCAGGUCAAACUUAACGCUGUGGGUCUUUACAAUGAGAUUUACGAUUCCGAUGACGUGCUGGACAUUCUAGGGACAUUUUCCAGUUCUGAUGAAUCCGUGCCAAGACAAAGAAUGAGCAGUAGAGCGCAGAAGUCGAACGCAGAGACGAAGAAAACGCAAGAGAAAUCUCCGUCUAUGUCACCGCAAAGGGAGCAGCCGACGCAAUGCAAAGCCGCUGACGCAGAAUGUAAAAGGAGUAAUAGGCAGAAAAAUGCGCCUUUGAUUGCUAAAGAGACUUGUGAUGUAGAGCAAAACUGCAAAGAACCGAGACAGGAAGAGGAAGCAAAAAGGACAGUCAAAAAGCGCAAGCGAAAACGAAAGUUCAAACAAAACAGCUCGUCGUCUUUGUUUACUAUCGAACCUGAAAUUGCGCUGAAAUACGCUUACAGGAAGAAAAGGGAGCGCAAAAUUGAUAGUUUUUCCCCGUUCGUGCGCAUAGAGGAGCAGUCAUGCACCGUGGUCAACUAUCGCGAGGAGGAGGCGGUCGAGAAGAGGCCUAACACUUCGGGAUUCAUACCCAUGACCUCCUGCUACAACCUGGGCCGCGUUCAGCUAGAGGCAAAGCAGGUGGAGUAUCUGCGCUGCUGUUUGUGCGGGCAGACGGCCAACGCCAAGACGCUAGGGGAUCUCCACGGACCGUACUACCCCGACUUUACUGAGAUCUACAAGGCCAGGACGCAGCAGGAUGUAGAGAACCACCACACAGCGCAAGAAGAGGUUCAGAGUAAGAGCCCGAAGCGAGAGGAGGAGCUAGCAAACGAAGCUCUUGAUUUGGAGGAGUGCUGGAUGCAUUCGGACUGUGGCGUGUGGUCGAACGGCAUUUUUCUGGUCCGAGGGAAGUUGUACGGGCUGAAAGAAGCGGCACAACUCGCGCAACAGACGACGUGCUGGUCGUGUCAUCAGAGCGGAGCCAUUGUGGGCUGCUUCCAGAAAGGCUGCUCCAGAACCUUCCACGUGACCUGCGCCGUUCAGUCAGGUUGCGUCUUAAAUGAAGAAAACUUCUCCAUGAGAUGUUCGGACCACAAGAUCAAACCGUGUGUGAGCAGCAGACAGCCGCUGAGAUGA
Molecule: messenger RNA, 1908 nt
Organism: Knipowitschia caucasica
Lineage: Eukaryota; Metazoa; Chordata; Actinopteri; Gobiiformes; Gobiidae
Source: the annotation of a GenBank genome assembly